Triticum aestivum (bread wheat) is the source of this 1792-nucleotide messenger RNA. RefSeq lists its product as uncharacterized. The transcript is spliced from 2 exons. The record is from RefSeq and is a predicted model, not a curated record. The coding region runs from base 163 to 1497 and encodes 444 amino acids. Lineage: Eukaryota; Viridiplantae; Streptophyta; Magnoliopsida; Poales; Poaceae.
GACGCGGCCGUGGCUACAAAAUCGCCAACCCAAAGGUGAACCCUAGGUCCGUCCCUAGCCCCAAAUUUCGUUCCCAAAUCGCGCCGCCUGCUGCCAUCCCAUCCCAUCCCCUCGCCUCUGCUUGGACCUCCUCCGCUUCCUCGCCCUUCUUGACGGACGGACAUGGCUGUUUCCUCAUGGGUUCCACCUUCUCUUCCCGAGUCCAGCGCCGCCGCCUCAGGCUCAGGCGAGUCAGGCCUGGUCCUCCUCGACAUGUGGUGCUACAUCGCCGACCUUCCCAACAACACCACCGCCGAGGGCACCACCAGCACCGGCUUGCCUAUCAAGGUGACCCUCCGCGCCGCCCGCCCGCCACAUCUCUCCCACUUUUGUGUCCACUGCCCUGGCCUCGACUUCCGCAUAACAGGGCCCAAGAUUGUCGCCACCGACGCACAUCUCGUCCUCCUCUGCGUUCCCAUCCACCCCAACAGCGCCACCGGAGCAUUGGACUGGGACUACUUCGUCUACAGCCCGCGCGCCCAGCGGCUAGAUCUGCUACCCAACCCGGACCCCAUAUGCCUCAACGACUCCGCAACUGCCCUCAUUAGCCGCCAAGACGGCGCUUGGUAUGCCGUCGCUGCUCUCGGUUACGCUAACCCCCUGUACGAUGGCGGCGCGCUCAUUAGGUGGGAGUUCUGCCUCCACCUCUACAGAUCCUCAUCAAAUUCUAAAGCUUGGAUCUCCAAGCGCUUGUCACUGAAUAAGUUCAAGAGGGACAAGCUCAUCCCUUUACCUGCAGCAGUCGACAGGCUGUACCACGAGACGGAAAAGACCAUCACAAUUGGUGGCGAGCAUGGCACGGUCGCCUGGGUGGACCUCUGGCGUGGCAUCUUCUUUUGCGACGUGCUCAAGAAACGCCCACUGCUCCGGGAUGUUCCACUGCCGGUGCCGGCAAGGUCUAACUGGGAUCGCCUCCUCAUAAAUGAUGACCCCGGCUAUUUCCGGGACGUAACUAUCAGCCGAAACAAAGACUCGAUCAAGUAUGUUGAGUUGGAAUUCCGGUCAAUAGAAGUGCUCAACCCCGCCACCACCCCUGUUUCCUACACCGACUGGGUGGCGGUGAAGAAUUCCUCAAGGAAAUCUCUUCAUGUCAUCCGCGAUGGCUGGAAGUCCACAACAUGGAGCAUGGCAAUACCCGUUGGUUUGCAGGAGCGCUGGAACCGUGACUGUGUAUUUGAUGUUAAAGACAUCAGCUUGGAGCCAUGCCUUUCUGAUCGCAUGGCUAUGCUGAGCAGCAAGACCAUGAAGGAACUUCAAGUGGGACACCCCAUCCUAAGCAUGGAUGAUGACGUCGUUUACUUGCUUUCUGAAACCACACCCAAGCACAUGGACAAGUUGGCACUGAUGUUUGCUAUUGAUGUGAAGAAGUCAACACUGCGAGGAUUGGCUGAGCUUGAUGUCAAGAAGUUCGAUUACCUGUCCAGCUUCUGCACUAGUGAGAUCUGCAGGGGUACCUGAGCAAUAUUAAGGUAACUUCUUUAUGCUGGUAGAAGCGAGCUCUAUCGAAUAAACAAACUGAAGAGGGUAAACCAUCUGAGGUUCCUGCGAAGAACUGGCUAGGACAAAGAAAUUUCAACCAUGUUUGUUGAAACUUGGGAGCUGGAUGUGACCUUGGAGAUUGAAUUUCUUUAGUUGAUUUAUUAUGUAUUACAUGUAAUGCAACUAUCUGGGUUAUAUUGCUUGCUUAUGUACUUGUCCCGGUCAAAAAAAAGUGCUAGUGAACUUGUGUGGGCUAAAUGUCUUGGUUGAACCA